AUGCACCAGCAAUUAUGCAGGACAUGUUUGCAGAUAAUUCCCCCAUUAACCACCCCCUCCCCCUCCCCCUUCCCCUCGCCCUCCCUCCCCGCAGCGAUGAGAGCCGCCCUGCUGAUUCAGCGCUGGUACCGCCAGUAUGUCGCCCGCAUGGAGAUGAAGCGCAGAUGCACCUGGAACAUCUUCCAGUCUAUCGAGUAUGCAGGGGAGCAGGACCAGAUCAAGCUGUACAAUUUCUUUGGCUACCUCAUGGACCACUUCACGCCAGCCAGCAGCGAGAGGAAUCUGAUCUCCCACAUCUUCAGGGAGAACGAGACCGGCUGGGACUCCGAAUGGGAGAGGUACUUCAGCUACCAGAACAUAGAGGUGCCAGAGCUCUACUCCGGCCCCCGCCUCACCUUCCCGCUCACUGUCAACCAUGCCGCCGACCUGGUGGAGGCCUUCAAGAACAAGCAACAGCUCCAUUCUCGAUACGUCCUUCAGCUUCUCCUGGAAACCUGGAAACUGCUGAGAAUCCUGCCCAAUAUCAACCAGGUGUCCACCUGCCAAAGCAAGGAGAUCACCAUCUGUGGAGACUUACAUGGCCACCUUGAGGAUUUGCUGUUAGUAUUUUAUAAGAAUGGUUUGCCAUCAUUGGAGAAGCCCUAUGUCUUCAAUGGAGAUUUUGUGGACCGAGGCAAGGACUCCAUUGAGAUUCUCCUCAUACUGUUCGCAUUCCUGCUGGUGUACCCCAACGAUGUCCACCUCAACCGCGGGAACCACGAGGACCACAUUGUGAACCUGAGGUAUGGCUUCACCAAGGAAGUGUUGGGGAAGUACAGGCUUCACGGCAAAAGAAUUCUGAAGCUGCUCCAGAAGAUCUUCAGCUGGUUGCCCCUGGCGACAGUCAUUGACGAAAAGGUGUUGAUUCUCCAUGGGGGGAUUUCUAACACCACUGACCUCAGUGUUAUCGCCAAUGCGGACAGACACAGAUACAUUUCGGUGCUGAGGCCUCCCAAGAAGAAAAAGCAGGCGUCAAAGAAGCAGCUGUCCAUGGACUGCGAGGGCGGGGACGAGGACAUGUUCGGGCCCAGGCCGCGGAUGCGCUCCCUGACGUACUCCAGCCCCUCGCGGCCGGUGCACAAGCUCCAGCGCCACUCGCUGCAGAGCCUGUCCAGCCGGGUGCACCACUCCGUGGAGGAGGAGCUGCGGGAGCGCCGGCGCCAGGCAGGCCUCAGCCAGUCCUACGACAACCUCCGCGGCUCCCUGUCCUCCGACUCCGACCCCGACCUGGACCUGGACCCCUGCGACGGGCCCGAGGCCACCAGCGAGGAGUGGAAACAGAUUGUGGACAUGCUGUGGAGCGACCCCAUGCCUCAGGACGGCUGCAUCCCGAACGAGGUGCGAGGCGGGGGGUGCUACUGGGGGCCCAACGUGACGGAGGCGGUCCUGGGCAAGCACAAGCUGCAGCUGCUGAUCCGCUCCCACGAGUGCAAGCAGGAGGGCUACGAGUUCUGCCACAACCGCAGGGUCCUGACCAUUUUUUCGGCCUCCAAUUACUAUGAGGUAGGCAGCAACAGAGGAGCCUACAUCAGGAUGGGCCCAGAUCUAGUUCCUCAUUUUGUUCAGUAUCAGGCCAACCGUACAACCCGGGAACUCACCCUAAGGCAAAGCGUGAGCUGGACAGAGCGGUCUGCACUGCGGGCCCUGAGGCAGCAGCUCUUCGCACACAAGUCUGACCUCAUCAGUGCCUUCCAGGAGUAUGACAAGGAGAAAACAGGCUGGAUCUCCCUGAACAACUGGGCCACGGUGGUGGAGACGGUGCUGCGGCUGGGACUGCCCUGGAGGGUGCUGCGCUCCCAGCUGGUGACCAGCAGCCAGGAUGGCAUGCUGGAGUACCAGCGCUGGUUCCAGGAGCUGGCCAUCAAGGAGCCCGACACCGACCUCGCGCACCAGAGCUUGCUGGAGACGAUGUACAGGCAUCACUCCAACCUGGAGACCAUCUUCAGAAUCAUAGACACAGACCACUCAGGCCUCAUCUCCCUGGAGGAGUUCAGCCAGACAUGGAAGCUGCUCAGCUCUCACCUGAAGACGGAGAUCAGCGACGAGGCCAUCUCUGACCUGGCGGAGAGCAUCGACUUCAACAAGGACGGCAGUAUCGACAUCAACGAGUUCAUGGAGGCCUUCCGCCUGGCAGACAAGUCCAGGAUGGAGAGGGGGGACAGUAUGUUCAUGAGCGCAACGAGCGAGCCGCUGCAGUCAGAGAAUUCCUCCUCCAGCACCUGA
Messenger RNA from Megalops cyprinoides (Indo-Pacific tarpon), 2262 nucleotides. Its product is annotated as serine/threonine-protein phosphatase with EF-hands 2-like. The coding region runs from base 1 to 2262 and encodes 753 amino acids. The record is from RefSeq and is a predicted model, not a curated record. The transcript has 15 exons. NCBI's taxonomy places the organism in Eukaryota, Metazoa, Chordata, Actinopteri, Elopiformes, Megalopidae. Gene Ontology annotation, cellular component: cytosol; nucleus. Gene Ontology annotation, molecular function: Hsp90 protein binding; iron ion binding; calcium ion binding. Gene Ontology annotation, biological process: negative regulation of MAPK cascade; detection of stimulus involved in sensory perception.